AUGAUGUUCAUGAAGCAGGCAGCGCGCGCAUUGGCGCUGCUAUUCGCCGUGUCGAUGGUGGUGCGUGCAGCUGAGUUCGAGGAGGAGGACGACGUGCUUGUGCUGACAGAGAGCAACUUCGCCGAGGCUGUCUCGGGCCACGACACACUGUUGGUUGAAUUCUACGCACCUUGGUGCGGCCACUGCCAGAAGCUGGCGCCUGAGUACUCGGUGGCGGCUAAGAACCUCAAGGAGCUAGACCCGCCCAUCCGUCUCGCUAAGGUGGACGCCACGGCCGAGAGCAAGUUGGCUGAGCAGUUCGCCAUCCGUGGCUUCCCGACGCUCAAGUUCUUCAAGGGUGACGUUGAGGCCGUCAAGGACUACGAUGGUGGCCGAACGUCGGCUGAGAUUGAGAAGUGGGUGGUCAAGAAGUCGGGCCCUGCUGUCAAGAUCGUUGAGACCGCUGAGGAGCUCGAGAAGAUCAAGGAAGCCAACGACGUGGUCGUGUUUACCGUGAUCGACGCCGAGGAGGGCGAGGCCCGCACUAUGCUCGAGAAGCUCGCGGAUACCGAUGAUCUGGCUGUGUACGUGGCCUCCACCAGCGCUGACGUGACGCAGGAUGCCGCUGCCGUGAACAAGGUGGUGCUGUACAAGAAGUUCGACGAGGGCAAGGUCGUGUACGACGGUGAGUUCGAGAAGGAGUCGCUGGGCGAGUUCGUCAAGGGCAACAGCCUUCCGCUCGUCAUCACGUUCUCGCAGGAGAAGGCCCCGAUGAUCUUCGGUGGUGAAAUGACUGAGCACGUGCUGGCCUUCGUGGACACGAGCAAGGACUACGUGUCGGACAUCGAGGCUGCUCUCAAGGCUCCGGCCAAGGCCAACAAGGGCAAGCUGCUGCACGUCAUCAUGCCCAGCACGGAGAAGCGCAUCGUGGACUACUUCGGUCUCAAGGAUGAGGAGAUGCCUGCUAUCAUGCUCGUCAACAUGGCUGGCUCCAUGAAGAAGUACGGAUUCGACUACAAGGCUGAUGACUUUGUCGCUAAGAUCGAGGAGAGUCUCGCCGAUGACCUCGUUGCCUUUGAGAAGAACUACUUCGAUGGAAAGUUGACGCCUCUGCUCAAGUCUGCCGACCCUGAGGACGACAGUGACGAGGCUGUUAAGGUCAUUGUGGGCACGGAGUUCGAGAAGCGUGUGAUCGACAACGAGAAGGACGUACUGCUCGAGUUCUACGCCCCGUGGUGCGGCCACUGCAAGGCUCUGGCCCCCAAGUACGAGGAACUGGCCGAGAAGUUCGCUGACGUGGACAGCAUCAUGAUUGCCAAGAUGGACGCCACGGCCAACGAGAUCGACCACGCCGGUGUGGAUGUGCGCGGCUUCCCGACGAUCCUCUUCUUCCCUGCCAAGGACAAACAGAACCCGGUCGUGUACGAGGGCUCGCGCGACGUGGAAGGCUUCACGGAGUUCCUGAAGACCAACGCUCAGAAGUUCGAGCUGGACGGCUCGGAGCACGGCGCGGAGCAAGAGGAAGACGAGGACGAGGUGGAGCAGGAGGAGAAGAAGGACGCAAAGGCCGAGCACGAGGAGCUGUAG
This is a messenger RNA of Phytophthora nicotianae INRA-310, 1566 nucleotides long. RefSeq names its product protein disulfide-isomerase domain. NCBI's taxonomy places the organism in Eukaryota, Oomycota, Peronosporomycetes, Peronosporales, Peronosporaceae. Gene Ontology annotation, cellular component: endoplasmic reticulum. Gene Ontology annotation, biological process: protein folding; response to endoplasmic reticulum stress. Bases 1 to 1566 code for a protein of 521 amino acids. The record is from RefSeq and is a predicted model, not a curated record. The transcript has a single exon. Gene Ontology annotation, molecular function: protein disulfide isomerase activity.